This is a messenger RNA of Capsaspora owczarzaki ATCC 30864, 779 nucleotides long. Its product is annotated as TM2 domain-containing protein 3. Lineage: Eukaryota; Filasterea; Ministeriida; Capsasporidae. The coding region runs from base 1 to 759 and encodes 252 amino acids. The record is from RefSeq and is a predicted model, not a curated record. The transcript is spliced from 5 exons.
AUGUCCAGCCGUCGAAGCCGCUCGAUGUUCAGCGACUUGCAGCGCCAGUCCGUGUCAUUCACCAAUCUGCCAACGACAACCACAGCUCGCUUCCGACCGCCGCCAAGACCGAUGCUUGCUGCGCUUCUAUUCGCUGUACUAGUAUCUGUCAUUGCUUGGCAGGCAAGCACCGCCGAGGCCGCGUCGUCGCCGUCUCGCCACGAUUUGACCUUCCAGCGAUACCAGAUUUGUGUGAAUUCAAGUUCGAGAGCUUGCUCAGACUACGAGGCCGUUUGUCUCAAUUGCACAUUUAACGAGUCGUGUUCAUACGGACUGGCGACGACGGCGAACUGCUCUGUGCCUGAGACAAUCCUUUGCGCUGGUGACCGGAUAUUCUCGAGAAACCUCACUUGCCAGUACUGCUACCAGUCGCCCGAAGCUGACUACGCUUGCAGCGAAAACACGGACUGCGACGCGCAAAUAGUCGAUGCGACCUACGAAGCUGUCUGCACAAUGAUGGACGAUGUACUGUGCAUCGGCAAUCGCCGCUUCAAAAAGAAUGUACCAUGCGAAUGGACAUCUGGCAUACGAUGGUCGACAGCGCUUUUGUUAAGCAUCACCGUUGGUGGAUUUGGCGGCGAUCUCUUUUAUCUCGGCUACACGGGCUGGGGUCUGUGCAAGCUGUUCACCUUUGGCGGAUUGGGAGUCUGGACGAUCGUGGAUGUUAUUUUGAUAGCGACUGGCUAUCUCGGCCCAGCCGACGGCUCGUUGUACUUGUAGUGCCGACUUGUCUUUUUGAG